Molecule: messenger RNA, 1167 nt
Organism: Chenopodium quinoa (quinoa)
Lineage: Eukaryota; Viridiplantae; Streptophyta; Magnoliopsida; Caryophyllales; Amaranthaceae
Product: fibrous sheath CABYR-binding protein-like
Exons: 7
Coding region: 1-1167 (388 amino acids)
Source: RefSeq, a predicted model, not a curated record
AUGCAGCAGGGUAUUUUUAGAAAUCAACUAAUAAAUGAAUCAACUGAAGAUGAGCCUCCAAAAGAGGCUACAGCAAAGGAUCAGCCUACACAACAAGUGAAGGCUAUAGCAGAGGAUGAGCCUCCAGCAGAGGAAGAGCCUCCAAAAGAGGAUGAGCCUCCAGCAGCAGUUGAAGAAACACAUUCAUACAUAAUGCAAAACAAGGUCAUUGCUGCUAAAAAGGCCCCUGCUACAACUGUGGAUACUGCUGAAAAAGCCACUGCUGCUGAAAUGGCCCCAACUACAACUACUGAAAAGUCCUCUGCUGCAGAAAAAUCCCAUGCAGCAAGUUCUGCCAAUGCACAACAGAAGGCCCCUGCUGAAAUUAAAAAAAUCCUAUUAGGUGGUGAAGAAAUUGAGAUUGAGGAUGAAACAAAAGAAGAAUUGGAAAGACAAAGACAAGAAGAAUUGCAAAGGGAUGAGGAGUUGACAAGAAUAUUGAGAGGUAUAAAACCUGUUGAAGAGUUAAAUUUGUCUCAAAAGAGUGAAGAAUCUUCAAAAAAUUCAAAGCAACCAAGAAGGAAAAUGGUUGCAAGGAAAAAUCAAAAGAAAAAAGAAUUGGAAGAAAAUCAGAAAAAACAGGAAGAUGAACAAUCACCAGCAGAAGAACAAGAAGUAAAUCACGAGGUAAAUGUUAAGUUGCCUGGCAUAUCAGCUAUAGCAACAGCUGCUGCAGCAAUUGCUGAAAACUUACCAGCAGCAACAACACCCAAAAAACCUGGGCGUCCAAGGGCUGCAACUGCAGUUGCAGAGAAACCUGCUGAGAAAACAGGGCGUACAAGGGCUGCAGUUAUUGGGAAAGCAGGACAAAAAGAGGAUGAAGAACAAGAAGAAGUCCCUGCAACAAGUUCUGCUCCUGCAGAAAAGAAAAUUCUUAAAAAAGUAGAACAAAAAGACAGUGAGGAUCCAGCUUUUGAUGCUGAAAAAGAAGAAGAUGAAGAAAGUGAGGAGGUGGAAGUAGUUCAAGAAAAGAAAACAACAUUGAAAAAACCAAAAGCUGAAGAAAAAAGAAUGGUUCUGUAUGAGAGGGAACCAAUAAAAAAGAUUGUGAAGAGGAAAACUGAAUUUUCAGUGGCUAAAAAAAAGAAGAGGAGGAAGAAAAGAAUGAAGAGGAAGUUGGAAGUUUGA